This is a messenger RNA of Macrosiphum euphorbiae (potato aphid), 375 nucleotides long. Lineage: Eukaryota; Metazoa; Arthropoda; Insecta; Hemiptera; Aphididae. The record is from the annotation of a GenBank genome assembly.
AUGCUUCACGGAUAUCGUCCUCGGUUCCACCAAGGUGUUCUGAGGGAAUUGUCAAAAACUGCGGAUAAUUGGGAGCCUCCUGAAGAGGUACGUGAAGCUGUCCGUGAACAACUAGAGAAGAACAAGAAGAACAAGGACAAGGCCAGGUAUGAUAGGCACGGGCACGACAACACCAAUUAUACAAAUGGAGAAGUAGUGGUCAUGAAAAGGGUUCCUACGGUUACUGGGGAGUCUACGAAGUUACAGGACCGCUACAGAGGACCGCUAGUUGUCAUAGAAGUACUACCGGGAGAUGUCUACCGUGUUGCAGAAUUGGACCAAACAAAAAACAGCAGAUUUGCGACAACGGCACAUGUGUCCCAGUUAAAAUCAUGA